CGUGCCGCGAGCGGCGUCGGGAUUGCGGGCGCCGGCCUGAGGCGGAGGCGGCCGGGAGGCUGCGCCUGCGGGUAGCUGAAACGGAGCUGAAUGCCGCGGCGCGUGAGACGUGAAGUUUGUCCAGCUAGUUUCACGUUCUCCUCCCUGGUGAAGCAGCAGAUGUGUGAUGGUGGCAUUUGUCAUUGAAGCGAGGGGCUCCCCGUCGUCUGUCUAUGUCUGACAGCUGAGAGGGAACUGGAGGAAAGAUGCCUUCUGAUUCUUUCUGCUUGGUUGCCCAGGCUCGACUUGACUCCAAAUGGUUGAAAACGGAUAUACAGCUUGCAUUCACAAGAGAUGGACUCUGUGGUCUGUGGAAUGAAAUGGUUAAAGAUGGAGAAAUUGUGUAUACUGGAACAGAAUUGACACCGAAUGGAGAACUCCUUCCUAGAAAAGAUGACGGCGUUGACAGUCAGAAUGGAGCGAAGAAGGAAGACCUGAAUGACAGAGAGAAGAAGGAGGAGGAAGAAGCCCCUGUGCCUGCACAUAGGGCGAAAUCAAUCCUGGAGAGCUGGGUCUGGGGCAAGCAGCCAGAUGUGAGUGAACUGAAGGAGUGUCUCACUGUGCUGGUCAAGGAGCAGCAAGCCCUGUCCGUCCAGUCGGCUGCCACCACCCUCUCGGCCCUGAGGCUCAAGCAGAGGCUGGUUGUCUUGGAGCGCUACCUCAUCGCCUUGAGCAGGACUGUUUUUCAGGAGAACGUUAAGGUUAAGUGGAAAAGCAGCAGUAUUUCUUUGCCUCCUGUGGACAAAAAAAGUUCCCGACCCACAGGCAAAGGGGUUGAAGGACUUGCGAGAGUUGGAUCCCGAGCAGCCCUUUCUUUCGCCUUUGCGUUCUUACGCAGAGCCUGGCGGUCAGGUGAGGACGCAGACCUGUGCAGCGAGCUGUUGCAGGAGUCCCUGGAUGCGCUGAGAGCACUUCCUGAGGCGUCUCUCUUUGAUGAGAGCACCGUGUCUUCUGUGUGGCUAGAGGUUGUGGAAAGAGCGACCAGAUUCCUCAGGUCCGUCGUGACAGGGGAUGUUCAUGGAACGCCUGGCACCAAAGGACCGGGGAGCAUUCCCCUGCAGGACCAACACUUGGCCCUGGCCAUCCUGUUGGAGCUGGCUGUGCAGAGGGGCACGCUGAGCCAAAUGUUAUCUGCCAUCAUGUUGUUGCUUCAGUUGUGGGACAGCGGUGCCCGAGAAACUGACAACGAGCGGUCUGCACAGGGCACCAGUGCCCCCCUGCUGCCCCUGCUGCAGAGAUUCCAGAGUAUCCUUGGCAGUAAGGACCUGCUGCACCCCGAGGCCGACACACACCUCUUAUCUGGCCCUCUGAGCCCCAAUGAGAGUUUCCUGAGGUACCUUACCCUGCCACAAGACAAUGAGCUGGCCAUCGACUUACGACAGACGGCAGUCGUUGUCACAGCCCAUCUGGACCGCCUAGCAACCCCCUGUAUGCCUCCUCUAUGUAGCUCUCCAACAUCUCACAAGGGAUCAUUGCAAGAGGUCAUAGGUUGGGGGUUGAUAGGAUGGAAAUACUAUGCCAAUGUGAUUGGUCCCAUUCAAUGUGAAGGCCUCGCCAGCCUGGGGGUCACGCAGAUUGCCUGUGCGGAGAAGCGUUUCCUCAUCUUGUCGCGGAGCGGCCGCGUGUACACUCAGGCCUACAACAGCGAUGCUCUGGCCCCACAACUGGUCCAGGGUCUUGCUUCUAGAAACAUCAUAAAAAUCGCUGCACAUUCUGACGGUCACCAUUACCUGGCUUUGGCAGCCACUGGAGAGGUUUACUCCUGGGGCUGUGGGGAUGGGGGACGACUAGGCCACGGGGACACUGUGCCUCUGGAAGAGCCUAAGGUGAUCUCUGCUUUUUCUGGAAAGCAGGCUGGGAAGCACGUGGUGCACAUUGCUUGUGGAAGCACGUACAGUGCGGCCAUCACGGCUGAGGGGGAGCUGUACACAUGGGGCCGGGGAAACUACGGCCGAUUGGGUCAUGGCUCCAGUGAGGACGAGGUCAUUCCGGUGCUUGUCGCUGGGCUGAAAGGACUGAAGGUUAUCGAUGUGGCAUGUGGGAGUGGGGAUGCUCAGACCCUGGCUGUGACUGAGAACGGUCAAGUGUGGUCUUGGGGAGAUGGUGACUAUGGGAAAUUGGGCAGAGGCGGUAGUGAUGGCUGCAAAACGCCAAAGCUAAUUGAAAAACUUCAGGACUUGGAUGUUGUCAAAGUACGCUGUGGAAGCCAGUUUUCUAUUGCUUUGACAAAAGAUGGCCAAGUUUAUUCAUGGGGAAAAGGUGAUAAUCAGAGACUUGGACACGGAACAGAGGAGCAUGUUCGUUAUCCAAAACUACUGGAAGGCCUGCAGGGAAAAAAAGUGAUUGAUGUGGCUGCAGGCUCCACACACUGCCUCGCUUUGACUGAGGACAGUGAGGUCCACAGCUGGGGAAGCAAUGACCAGUGCCAGCACUUUGACACCUUACGUGUAACCAAACCAGAACCUGCUGCGCUGCCGGGCCUGGAUACGAAGCACAUUGUUGGAAUUGCCUGUGGGCCUGCCCAGAGUUUUGCUUGGUCGUCUUGUUCUGAGUGGUCCAUUGGCCUCCGUGUCCCUUUUGUGGUGGACAUAUGCUCGAUGACAUUUGAGCAGCUGGAUCUCCUACUGCGUCAAGUGAGCGAGGGGAUGGACGGCACUGCUGAUUGGCCCCCACCGCAAGAGAAGGAGUGCAUGGCAGUGGCGAUGCUGAACCUCCUACGACUUCAGUUGCAUGCUGCCAUUAGUCACCAGGUUGACCCAGAAUUCCUUGGUUUAGGUCUGGGCAGUGUCCUCCUGAAUAGCUUGAAGCAGACUGUGGUGACCCUGGCCAGCAGCGCGGGCGUCCUGACUACUGUGCAGGCAGCAGCUCAGGCGGUGCUGCAGAGCGGGUGGUCGGUGCUCCUGCCCACUGCGGAGGAGCGGGCUCGGGCACUCUCGGCGCUUUUGCCCUGUGCAGUUUCAGGCAAUGAAGUGAACAUAAGCCCAGGUCGUCGAUUCAUGAUUGAUCUUCUGGUGGGCAGCCUCAUGGCCGACGGAGGGUUAGAAUCUGCCUUAAAUGCCGCCAUUACUGCUGAGAUCCAGGAUAUUGAAGCCAAAAAAGAAGCUCAGAAGGAAAAAGAAAUCGACGAACAGGAAGCGAAUGCCUCGUCAUUUCAUAGAAGUAGGACUCCAUUAGAUAAAGACCUUAUUAAUACAGGGAUCUAUGAAUCUUCUGGAAAACAGUGCUUGCCUCUAGUUCAGCUUGUACAACAGCUUCUUAGAAACAUUGCUUCUCAGACUGUGGCCAGAUUGAAAGAUGCUGCUCGCCGAAUCUCGUUGUGUCUGGACUUUGAGCAGCAGCAGAGUCGUGAAAGAUCUGCUUCCUUGGACUUGUUACUGCGCUUUCAGCGUUUACUUAUCAGUAAACUUUAUCCAGGAGAGAGUAUUGGUCAGAGCUCAGAUAUUUCUAGUCCUGAGCUAAUGGGUGUUGGUUCCUUGCUGAAAAAGUACACAGCCCUACUCUGCACACACAUUGGAGAUAUACUGCCUGUAGCAGCUAGCAUUGCUUCUACUAGCUGGCGGCACUUUGCAGAAGUGGCCUGUAUCAUGGAAGGAGACUUCACCGGUGUUCUCCUUCCAGAACUAGUAGUGUCUAUAAUGCUUUUGCUCAGUAAAAAUGCUGGGCUCAUGCAAGAGGCUGGAGCUAUCCCUCUGUUGGGUGGCCUCUUAGAACACCUGGACCGGUUCAAUCACCUGGCACCGGGAAAAGAAAGGGACGAUCAUGAAGAUUUGGCCUGGCCUGGCAUAAUGGAGUCAUUUUUUACAGGUCAGAACUGUAGAAAUAACGAGGAGGUGACGCUCAUCCGCAAAGCUGACUUGGAGAACCACAAUAAGGAUGGAGGUUUCUGGACGGUGAUUGAUGGGAAAGUAUAUGACAUCAAAGACUUUCAGACACAGUCUUUAACAGGAAAUAGCAUUCUUGCUCAGUUUGCAGGGGAAGACCCAGUGGUUGCUCUGGAAGCCGCUCUGCAGUUUGAAGACACACAGGAAUCGAUGCAUGCGUUCUGUGUGGGUCAGUACUUGGAGCCUGACCAAGAAGUCGUUACCAUACCAGACCUGGGAAGUCUCUCUUCACCUCUUAUAGACACAGAGAGAAAUUUGGGCCUUCUUCUCGGAUUACAUGCUUCCUAUUUAGCAAUGAGCACACCGCUGUCUCCUGUUGAGGUUGAAUGCGCCAAGUGGCUCCAGUCUUCUGUCUUCUCCGGAGGCCUGCAGACCAGCCAAAUCCACUACAGCUACAACGAGGAGAAGGACGAGGACCACUGCAGCUCUCCUGGCGGCACUUCUGCCAGUAAAUCCAGACUCUGUGCCCACAGAUGGGCCCUGGGCGACCAUUCCCAGGCCUUCUUGCAGGCCAUUGCGGACAACAACAUGCAGGACCACACUGUCAAGGACUUUCUGUGUCAGAUAGAAAGGUACUGUAAGCAGUACCACUUGACCACGCCAAUCACAUUUCCUCCUGAGCAUCCUGUGGAAGAGGUCGGCCGCUUGCUGCUAUGUUGCCUCUUGAAACAUGAGGAUUUAGGUCAUGUGGCAUUAUCUUUAGUUCACGUUGGCACACUUGGUAUUGAGCAAGUAAAACACAGAACAUUGCCUAAAUCAGUGGUGGAUGUUUGUAGAGUUGUCUACCAAGCUAAAUGCUCCCUAAUUAAGACACACCAAGAACAGGGCCGUUCAUACAAGGAGGUCUGUGCUCCUGUCAUCGAACGCUUGAGAUUCCUUUUUAAUGAAUUGAGACCUGCAGUUUGUAAUGACCUCUGUAUAAUGUCUAAGUUUAAGCUGUUAAGUUCUUUGCCCCGUUGGAGGAGGAUAGCUCAAAAGAUAAUUCGAGAACGAAGAAAAAAGAGAGUUCCUAAAAAGCCAGGAUCUACUGAUGAUGAAGAAAAAAUUGGAAAUGAAGAGAGUGAUUUAGAAGAAGCUUGCAUUUUGCCUCACAGUCCUAUCAAUGUGGACAAAAGACCCAUUACAAUUAAAUCCCCCAAGGAUAAAUGGCAACCACUGCUGAGUACAGUAACAGGUGUCCACAGGUACAAGUGGCUGAAGCAAAACGUCCAAGGUCUCUAUCCGCAGUCUGCACUCCUCAGUACAAUUGCUGAAUUUGCCCUUAAAGAAGAGCCAGUAGAUGUGGAAAAAAUGAGGAAGUGCUUGUUAAAACAGUUGGAGAGAGCAGAGGUUCGUCUGGAAGGGAUAGAUACGAUUUUAAAACUGGCAACCAAAAAUUUCUUACUUCCAUCUGUGCAGUAUGCUAUGUUUUGUGGAUGGCAAAGACUUAUUCCCGAGGGGAUCGAUAUAGGGGAACCCCUUACAGAUUGUCUAAAGGACGUUGAUCUGAUUCCGCCCUUUAAUCGAAUGCUGCUGGAAGUAACUUUUGGCAAGCUGUAUGCUUGGGCUGUACAGAAUAUUCGGAAUGUUUUGAUGGACGCAAAUGCCAAGUUCAAAGAGCUUGGUAUCCAGCCCGUUCCCCUGCAAACGAUUACCAAUGAGAACCCUUCGGGACCAAGCCUGGGAACCAUCCCACAAGCUCGAUUUCUCCUGGUGAUGCUUAACAUGCUGACCCUGAAGCAUGGAGCCAACAACCUGAGCCUCCUGCUGAACUCAGGCACGCUUGCCCUGACGCAGACAGCACUACGACUGAUCGAAAAGCCGAGAUGCUGCAAGGCCAGAGAGCCGUAUUCCAAGCCAAGGCCUAGUUCUGACAAUGUAGAAGAAGAUAUGAAUGCUUUUGCCCGAGGAGCCUCCGCCACCGUUCUGGAAGAAACAAGAAAGGAGACAACUCCCGUGCAGCUUCCGGUGUCAGGCCCCGAGCUGGCAGCUAUGAUGAAGAUCGGAACCAGGGUCAUGAGAGGUGUGGACUGGAAGUGGGGAGAUCAGGACGGACCUCCUCCUGGCCUGGGCCGUGUGAUUGGUGAGUUGGGAGAGGAUGGCUGGAUAAGGGUCCAGUGGGACACGGGCAGCACCAACUCGUACAGAAUGGGGAAGGAAGGAAAGUAUGACCUCAAGUUGGCGGAGCUGCCAGCUUCUGCACAGCCCUCGGCAGAGGAUUUGGACACCGAGGAUGACUCCGAAGCUGAACAAAUUGAAAGGAACAUUCAUCCCACUUCAGUGAUGCUUACAAGUACUAUUAAUUUACUACAAACGCUUUGUCUCUCUGCUGGAGUGCAUGCUGAAGUCAUGCAGAGCGAGGCCACUAAGACUCUGUGUGGACUGCUUCGCAUGCUAGUGGAGAGUGGGACCACAGACAAGACAGCUCUGCCAAACAACCUAGUAUGCCGGGAGCAGCACAGGAGCUGGUGCACGCUCGGGUUUGUGCGGAGUAUUGCUCUCACGCCGCAGAUGUGUGGUGCUCUCAGCUCCCCGCCCUGGAUCACCCUGCUGAUGCAGAUUGUGGAAGGCCAUGCACCUUUCACCGCUGCGUCGCUGCAGAGGCAGAUCUUAGCUGUACAUUUACUGAAAGCAGUACUUCCAUCGUGGGACAAGACUGAGAGGUCGAAGGACAUGAAAUGCCUGGUGGAAAAGUUAUUUGGAUUCUUGGGCAGUUUGCUUACUACGUGCUCUUCAGAUGUCCCGUUACUCAGAGAGUCCACUCUGAGGAGGAGGAGAGCCCGGCCGCAGGCCUCCCUGACAGCCACCCACAGCAGCACUCUAGCAGAAGAGGUGGUGGUGCUGCUCAGGACCCUGCACUCCUUGAGUCAGUGGAAUGGACUCAUAAACAAGUACAUCAACUCUCAGCUCCACUCCAUCACCUUCGGCCUGGCAGGGAAGCAGUCAGAAGGGGCCCUGCUGGAGGACCGGUUCCCUAACUCCGAGAGCCCUGAAGUGGGUGGCCUCAUGGCUGUGCUUGCUGUAAUUGGGGGGAUUGAUGGCCGCCUGCGCCUUGGGGGCCAGGUCAUGCAUGACGAGUUUGGAGAAGGCACUGUCACUCGCAUCACCCCGAAGGGCAGAAUCACUGUGCAGUUCUCUGAGAUGCGGGUGCGUCGCGUUUGUCCACUUAGCCAGCUCAAGGCGCUCCCAGCUGUGAUGUUCAGUGUGACCAACCUGCCAUUCACGGAGCCCAUGCUCUCUGUCUGGGCUCAGCUGGUGAACCUCGCAGGAAACAAAUUAGAAAAGCACAAAAUAAAGAAAUCACCUAAACAGGCCUUUGCAGGGCAAGUGGACCUGGACCUGCUUCGAUGCCAGCAGCUGAAGCUGUACAUACUGAAAGCGGGUCGUGCACUGCUUUCCCAUCAAGAUAAACUGCGGCAAAUUUUGUCCCAACCAGCUGUUCAGGAGAUGGGAAUUGCUCAUACAGAUGACGGAGCAGCUGCAUCUCCUGACACUGGGGACAUGUCUCCUGAAGGGCCACAACCCCCUAUAACCCUCUUGCAGCAGUUACUGGCAUCAGCCACCCAGCCAUCUCCAGUAAAGGCUAUAUUUGAUAAACAGGAACUGGAGGCCGCUGCUCUGGCCGUGUGCCAGUGUUUAGCUGUGGAGUCCACGCAUCCAUCGAGUCCCACAUGUGAGGACUGCAGCUCCAGUGAGGCCACGACACCCGUCACAGCGCAGCAUGCACGCCCCAGCAGAGUGAGGAAGCGCAAGCAGUCGCCCGUCCCAGCUCUCCCCAUCAUCGUUCAGCUCAUGGAAAUGGGGUUUCCCAGAAGAAACAUUGAGUUUGCACUGAAAUCGUUCACUGGAGCUUCUGGAACUGCUUCUGGGUUGCCUGGUGUCGAGGCCUUGGUUGGGUGGCUGCUGGACCACUCUGAUGUCCAGAUCACCGAUCUCUCGGAUGCAGACACAGUGUCUGACGAGUACUCAGAUGAGGAGAUGGUGGAGGAUGUCGACGAUGCGGGGUAUCCCAUGUCUGUUGGUGCUGUUGUAACAGAGAGCCAGACUUACAAAAAAAGAGCUGAUUUCUUAAGUAACGAUGAUUACGCUGUGUAUGUGAGAGAAAAUAUUCAGGUGGGAAUGAUGGUUAGAUGUUGUCGAACAUAUGAAGAAGUGUGUGAAGGUGAUGUGGGCAAAGUUAUCAAACUGGAUAGAGAUGGAUUACAUGACCUCAAUGUGCAGUGUGAUUGGCAGCAGAAAGGAGGCACUUACUGGGUUAGGUAUAUUCACGUUGAACUUAUAGGCUAUCCACCACCAAGUUCUCCUUCUCACAUCAAGAUUGGUGAUAAAGUACGGGUCAAAACUUCAGUUACUACGCCAAAAUACAAGUGGGGAUCUGUAACUCAUCAAAGCGUGGGGGUUGUGAAAGCUUUCAGUGCCAAUGGAAAAGAUGUCAUUGUUGACUUUCCCCAGCAGUCCCACUGGACAGGGUUGUUAUCAGAAAUGGAGUUGGUGCCUAGUAUUCAUCCUGGAGUAACGUGUGACGGAUGUCAGAUGUUUCCCAUCAAUGGAUCUAGAUUCAAAUGCAGAAACUGUGAUGACUUUGAUUUUUGUGAAACGUGUUUCAAGACCAAAAAACACAACAUCAGACAUACAUUUGGCAGAAUAAAUGAACCAGGACAGUCUGCAGUAUUUUGUGGCCGUUCAGGAAAACAGCUGAAGCGGUGUCACAGCAGUCAACCAGGAGCGCUGCUCGACAGCUGGUCCCGCAUGGUGAAGAGCCUGAAUGUGUCAUCCUCCGUGAACCAGGCUGCUCGUCUGAUAGACGGCAGCGAGCCCUGCUGGCAGUCAUCUGGGUCACAGGGAAAGCACUGGAUUCGUUUGGAGAUUUUCCCAGACGUUCUUGUUCAUAGAUUAAAAAUGAUAGUGGAUCCUGCUGACAGUAGCUACAUGCCUUCCCUGGUGGUCGUGUCAGGUGGAAAUUCCCUAAAUAACCUAAUUGAACUAAAGACAAUCCACAUUAACCCUACUGACACCACCGUGCCCCUUCUGAGCGACUGCACAGAGUAUCACAGGUAUAUUGAAAUUGCUAUAAAGCAGUGCAGGAGCUCAGGAAUUGAUUGUAAAAUCCAUGGUCUUAUCAUACUGGGAAGGAUUCGUGCAGAGGAAGAAGACUUGGCUGCAGUUCCUUUCUUAGCUUCAGACAACGAGGAGGAAGAGGAUGAUAAAGGCAGCAGUGGGAGCCUUAUGAGAAAGAAGGCUGCAGGGCUGGAGUCAGCGGCUACAAUAAGAACCAAAGUGUUUGUGUGGGGGCUGAAUGACAAGGACCAGCUGGGCGGACUGAAAGGCUCCAAGAUAAAGGUUCCUUCAUUCUCUGAGACCCUGUCUGCUUUGAAUGUGGUACAGGUGGCUGGAGGUUCUAAAAGCUUGUUUGCAGUCACUGUGGAAGGAAAAGUCUACGCCUGUGGAGAAGCCACCAAUGGGCGGCUAGGGCUGGGCCUCUCCAGUGGGACUGUGCCCAUCCCGCGGCAGAUCACAGCCCUCAGCAGCUAUGUGGUGAAGAAGGUGGCUGUGCACUCAGGUGGUCGGCAUGCUACAGCCUUAACCGUUGAUGGCAAAGUGUUUUCGUGGGGUGAAGGUGACGAUGGAAAACUUGGACACUUCAGCAGAAUGAACUGUGACAAGCCGAGGCUGAUCGAGGCCCUGAAAACAAAGCGCAUCCGGGACAUCGCCUGUGGGAGCUCUCACAGUGCAGCCAUCACGUCCAGCGGGGAGUUGUAUACCUGGGGCCUUGGAGAGUAUGGUCGGUUGGGGCAUGGGGAUAACACCACACAGUUGAAGCCCAAAAUGGUGAAAGUUCUUCUUGGUCACAGAGUAAUCCAGGUUGCAUGUGGGAGUAGAGACGCACAGACUCUGGCUUUGACCGAUGAAGGUUUGGUAUUCUCCUGGGGUGAUGGCGACUUUGGAAAAUUGGGCCGGGGAGGAAGUGAAGGCUGUAACAUUCCCCAGAACAUCGAACGACUGAAUGGACAGGGGGUUUGCCAGAUUGAGUGUGGCGCUCAGUUUUCCUUGGCUCUUACUAAGUCGGGAGUGGUGUGGACAUGGGGCAAGGGGGAUUACUUCAGGCUGGGUCAUGGCUCUGAUGUCCAUGUGCGGAAGCCACAGGUGGUGGAGGGGCUGAGGGGAAAGAAGAUCGUGCAUGUGGCUGUUGGUGCUCUGCAUUGCCUGGCUGUCACUGACGCAGGGCAGGUGUACGCUUGGGGUGACAAUGACCAUGGACAGCAGGGCAAUGGCACAACCACAGUCAAUAGAAAGCCCACACUUGUCCAAGGCCUGGAAGGGCAGAAAAUUACACGUGUGGCCUGCGGGUCAUCCCACAGUGUGGCGUGGACAACCGUUGACGUGGCAACGCCCUCUGUCCACGAGCCAGUUCUCUUCCAAACGGCGAGAGACUCUCUAGGUGCUUCCUAUCUAGGUGUGCCUUCAGAUGCUGAUUCUCCUGCUGCCAGUAAUAAAAUCAGUGGUGCAAAUAAUUCUAAGCCAAACCGCCCUUCUCUCGCCAAGAUUCUCUUGUCACUGGAUGGAAAUCUGGCCAAACAGCAGGCCUUAUCUCAUGUCCUUACAGCGCUCCAGCUCACGUAUGCCAGAGACGCGGUAGUUGGAGCCCUGAUGCCGGCCGGCAUGAUGGCACCAGUGGAGUGUCCCUCGUUCUCCUCCCCAGCACCCACUUCUGACGUGCCUGCCAUGGCCAGUCCCAUGAGUGGAGAAGAAUGUGUGCUGGCUGUUGAUAUUGAAGACAGAUUGAGUCCAAAUCCAUGGCAAGAAAAGAGAGGAGAGAUCAUUUCUUCUGAAGAUGCAGUGACCCCCUCUGCAGUGACCCCCUCUGCUUCUUCAGCUUCUUCUCGGCCAUUCAUUCCUGUGACAGAUGACCCAGGAGCUGCCAGCAUCAUUGCGGAAACCAUGACCAAAACCAAAGAAGAUGUUGAAAGCCAAAAUAAAGCUUCAGGCCCAGAACCUCAGUACCUGGAUGAAUUUACCAGUCUGUUGGUAGCUGAUGACACCCGGGUCCUGGUGGACCUGCUCAAGCUGUCUGUCUGCAGCAGGGCUGGGGACAGAGGCAAGGACGUGCUCUCAGCUGUUUUGUCUGGCAUGGGCACUGCUUACCCCCAGGUGGCAGACAUGUUGUUGGAGCUCUGUGUGACCGAGCUGGAGGACGUGGCGACAGACUCGCAGAGCGGCCGCCUUUCCUCCCAGCCAGUGGUGGUGGAGAGCAGCCAUCCCUACACCGAUGACACGUCAACCAGUGGCACAGUGAAAAUACCAGGUGCAGAAGGACUCAGGGUGGAAUUUGACCGACAGUGCUCCACAGAACGGCGCCACGACCCCCUCACCGUCAUGGACGGUGUCAACAGGAUUGUCUCGGUGCGAUCAGGCCGUGAGUGGUCUGACUGGUCCAGUGAGCUGCGCAUCCCUGGGGACGAGUUGAAGUGGAAGUUCAUCAGCGAUGGGUCUGUGAAUGGAUGGGGCUGGCGCUUCACCGUCUACCCUAUCAUGCCUGCUGCAGGGCCAAAAGACCUCCUUUCCGAUCGCUGCAUCCUCUCCUGUCCAUCCAUGGACCUGGUGACAUGUCUCCUUGACUUCCGGCUCAACCUUGCCUCUCCCAGGGGCAUCGUCCCUCGCCUGGCGGCCUCCCUCGCUGCAUGCGCACAGCUGAGUGCCUUAGCUGCCAGUCAUAGGAUGUGGGCCCUUCAAAGAUUGAGGAAGCUGCUCACCACUGAAUUUGGGCAAUCCAUGAACAUAAACAGGCUACUUGGUGAUAGUGAUGGAGAGACAAGAGCUUUGAGUUUUACAGGCAGUGCUCUCGCUGCUUUGGUGAAAGGCCUUCCGGAAGCUUUGCAGAGACAGUUUGAGUAUGAAGAUCCUAUUGUGAGAGGUGGCAAACAGCUGCUGCACAGCCCAUUCUUUAAGGUGCUGGUAGCUCUUGCUUGUGACCUGGAACUAGACACUCUUCCUUGCUGCGCAGAGACACACAAGUGGGCUUGGUUCAGAAGGUACUGCAUGGCCUCCCGAGUCGCUGUGGCCCUGGAUAGAAGAACACCAUUGCCACGCCUGUUUCUGGAGGAGGUGGCUAAGAAAAUUCGUGAGUUAAUGGCAGACAGCGAAAACCUGGAUGUUCUCCAUGAGAGCCAUGACAUCUUUAAAAGAGAGCAAGAUGAGCAGCUUGUGCAGUGGAUGAACAGGCGACCAGACGACUGGACUCUCUCUGCCGGUGGCAGUGGCACCAUUUAUGGAUGGGGCCAUAACCAUAGGGGGCAGCUUGGGGGCAUUGAAGGUGCCAAAGUUAAAGUCCCCACCCCAUGUGAAGCCCUUGCAGCUCUCAGACCAGUGCAGCUGAUUGGAGGGGAACAGACUCUCUUCGCUGUGACAGCUGAUGGGAAGCUGUAUGCCACUGGUUAUGGUGCAGGGGGCAGACUAGGAAUUGGAGGAACAGAGUCUGUAUCCACCCCGACGCUGCUUGAAUCCGUUCAGCAUGUGUUUAUUAAGAAAGUAGCUGUGAACUCAGGAGGAAAACACUGCCUUGCCCUCUCUUCAGAAGGAGAAGUUUACUCUUGGGGCGAAGCAGAGGAUGGGAAGUUGGGGCAUGGCAACAGAAGUCCAUGUGACCGCCCUCGUGUGGUUGAGUCUCUGAGAGGAAUUGAAGUGGUCGAUGUUGCUGCAGGCGGAGCCCACAGUGCCUGCGUCACAGCAGCAGGGGACCUCUACACGUGGGGCAAAGGCCGAUAUGGCCGCUUGGGGCACAGCGACAGUGAAGACCAGCUGAAGCCAAAGUUGGUGGAAGCCCUGCAGGGCCACCGCGUGGUUGACAUUGCCUGUGGCAGCGGCGAUGCUCAGACCCUCUGCCUCACUGACGAUGACACUGUCUGGUCCUGGGGGGACGGGGACUAUGGCAAGCUCGGCCGAGGAGGCAGCGAUGGCUGUAAAGUGCCAAUGAAGAUCGACUCUCUCACAGGCCUUGGCGUGGUCAAAGUGGAAUGCGGAUCCCAGUUCUCUGUUGCACUUACCAAGUCGGGAGCGGUUUACACAUGGGGCAAAGGGGACUACCACAGGCUGGGCCAUGGAUCCGAUGACCACGUUAGAAGACCUCGGCAGGUCCAAGGGCUGCAGGGAAAGAAAGUCAUUGCCAUUGCCACCGGCUCCCUGCACUGCGUGUGCUGCACGGAGGACGGUGAAGUUUAUACGUGGGGUGACAAUGAUGAGGGACAACUGGGCGAUGGGACCACAAAUGCCAUCCAGAGGCCACGGUUGGUAGCUGCUCUUCAGGGUAAGAAGGUUAACCGCGUGGCCUGCGGUUCAGCACACACCCUUGCCUGGUCGACCAGCAAGCCCACCAGCACUGGGAAGCUCCCUGCACAGGUCCCCAUGGAGUACAAUCACCUGCAGGAGAUCCCAAUGAUCGCGCUGCGGAACCGCCUGCUGCUGCUGCACCACAUCUCGGAGCUCUUCUGUCCCUGCAUCCCAAUGUUCGACCUCGAUGGGUGUCUUCACGAAACUGGGCUCGGACCUUCAGUCGGGUUUGACACACUGCGAGGAAUUCUGAUAUCCCAGGGGAAGGAGGCAGCUUUCCGAAAAGUGGUACAAGCAACCAUGGUGCGAGACCGUCAGCACGGCCCCGUGGUGGAGCUGAAUCGGAUCCAGGUUAAACGCUCAAGAAGCAAAGGUGGGCUAGCAGGCCCCGAUGGCACAAAAUCCGUCUUUGGGCAGAUGUGUGCUAAAAUGAGCGCAUUUAGUCCAGACAGCCUUCUCCUUCCGCACCGAGUCUGGAAAGUCAAGUUUGUGGGUGAGUCUGUGGAUGACUGUGGUGGUGGCUACAGUGAGUCCAUAGCCGAGAUCUGCGAGGAGCUUCAGAACGGACUCACUCCUCUUCUGAUUGUGACGCCCAAUGGCAGAGAUGAAUCUGGGGCCAACCGGGACUGCUACUUGCUCAGCCCUGCUGCCCGGGCGCCUGUGCACACAAGCAUGUUCCGCUUCCUGGGUGUGUUACUGGGCAUCGCCAUCCGCACUGGAAGCCCUCUCAGCCUCAGCCUCGCAGAGCCCGUCUGGAAGCAGCUGGCCGGGAUGAGCCUCACCAUCGCUGACCUCAGUGAGGUGGACAAAGAUUUCAUCCCUGGGCUCAUGUACAUCCGUGACAACGAGGCUACCUCAGAGGAGUUUGAGGCCAUGAGCCUGCCAUUCACGGUGCCCAGCGCCAGCGGCCAGGACAUCCAGCUGAGCUCUAAACACACUCACAUCACGCUAGACAACCGGGCCGAGUAUGUCCGCCUGGCCAUAAACUACAGACUCCAUGAGUUUGAUGAGCAAGUGGCUGCUGUUCGGGAAGGGAUGGCCCGUGUGGUGCCUGUGCCCCUCCUCUCUCUCUUCACUGGAUACGAACUGGAGACGAUGGUCUGUGGCAGCCCUGAUAUCCCUCUGCAUCUUUUGAAGUCGGUGGCAACAUAUAAAGGGAUUGAGCCCUCAGCACCUCUGAUCCAGUGGUUCUGGGAGGUGAUGGAGUCCUUCUCCAACACGGAGCGCUCCCUCUUCCUUCGGUUUGUGUGGGGCAGGACCAGGCUUCCCAGGACCAUCGCCGACUUCCGGGGCAGAGACUUUGUCAUCCAGGUACUGGACAAAUACAACCCUCCCGACCACUUCCUUCCUGAAUCGUACACAUGUUUCUUUUUGCUGAAGUUGCCCAAGUACUCCUGUAAACAGGUGCUGGAGGAAAAGCUGAAAUACGCCAUCCACUUCUGUAAAUCAAUCGACACAGAUGAUUAUGCUCGCAUAGCCCUCACGGGAGAGCCUGCUGCCAACGACAGCAGUGACGACUCGGAUAAUGAAGACGUAGAUUCUUUCGCAUCGGACUCUACACAAGAUUAUCUAACAGGACACUAGGAUGAAGAAAUACAUCACGAGGCGAAUGGCAAGAGACCGUGAGCAAAGAGCCGAGCGCUGAGCGGCUCAGACUGCAGAGUGUCUGGUCCGCGUCAUGUUGAAUUUGAGUCUCUACAUUUUGGGGGGAAGGAAGGCAGGGCGACUGGGACUGCCCAGGAGCAGAGUGAUGGCCGGAAAUGAGCUUUGGACACUUAACAUUUAUGUUUGAGACUGAAAAUGGUUGUCUCGCCCCUAAUGCUGCAUUACAUGUAGGACUUCUGCGUUUACUAAAGUGUGUAAAUGUUUAUGUAAAGACUGAAUUGCAGCGUUCCAAAAACGAAUAAAGCCUUUUUACUUGUGGGUGCAAUAGA
Loxodonta africana (African savanna elephant) is the source of this 15157-nucleotide messenger RNA. RefSeq names its product HECT and RLD domain containing E3 ubiquitin protein ligase 2 (gene HERC2). The record is from RefSeq and is a predicted model, not a curated record. The transcript has 95 exons. The coding region runs from base 246 to 14807 and encodes 4853 amino acids. Gene Ontology annotation, molecular function: zinc ion binding; ubiquitin-protein transferase activity. Gene Ontology annotation, biological process: protein ubiquitination. NCBI's taxonomy places the organism in Eukaryota, Metazoa, Chordata, Mammalia, Proboscidea, Elephantidae.